This is a messenger RNA of Nerophis lumbriciformis (worm pipefish), 3478 nucleotides long. RefSeq names its product fin bud initiation factor b (gene fibinb). Lineage: Eukaryota; Metazoa; Chordata; Actinopteri; Syngnathiformes; Syngnathidae. The record is from RefSeq and is a predicted model, not a curated record.
GACAUGUAAUCUGAGAGGAGCCCGUGUAUUAUUAGCAGGACUCCUCGCGGACCACUCCAGUCAACCCCAUGUUGCGUUCGCGGCACCAACUAAAGUCGGAAGUUGAGUGGUCUCCACUCAGAAGCUGCGGUAAAGACUUUUACCACUUUUUUUUUUUUUGAAGUUUGAAAUGUGUCCAAGCCGCUUGAAGUAGACGCAAAACGGACCCUUGUGCUGCUAAAGUGGUCGCGGAAGAUUUUUUUAAUCUUUUUUUUAUAAGUGGCCAACAUGGCUUUACUGCACUUGCUGCUGUGCGCGGGGAUGUUGCCGGCGUGCGGAGCCUACUACAGCGGUCCUCUACAACCGGAGAUGUCGAACGGCACCUUCCACCACUACUUCGUGCCGGACGGCGACUACGAGGAGAACGACGACCCGGAAAAAUGUCAGCUGCUGUUCCGCAUGACUGACCACCGGAAGUGCGGUCUGGACUCGGACCAGGACUCGGUCAUCCGCGACGACUUCACCAUCAUCAAGCGGCAAAUCGAGGACUCCGCGCGGGUGCUGGAGGUGGUCGGCAGGAGCGUCUCGUACGACCUGGACGGAGAGGACGGCUACGGGAAGUACCUGCGCCGGGAGACCACGCAGAUCAGCGAGGCGUUCACUAACUCCGAGAAGUCGCUGCUGGAGCUGGAGGUGAAGUUCAAACAGAGCCAGGAAGGCGAGCUGAAGGAGGAGCACCGGCUCGGCGACGACUUCCUCAAGAUGGUCGUCAACACCCGGGACGCCCUGAAGGAGACUUUGGACAUUUCUUUGGGCCUGAAGGACAAACAUGAGCUGCUCUCCCUCAUCGUCCGCAGCCACGGAACACGACUCAGCAGACUGAAGAAUGAAUACAUGAAGUACUGACACAUUAGUCCCUACCUUUUGCUUUACAGGCACACAUUUAUGAGCACAAACCCCAAAUGUGGACUUUCCAAAGGUAAAUAAUCAGUUUUCAGUCACACAUUUUUGAGCACAAACCCCAAAUUUGGCCUUUCCAAAGGUAAAUACUCAGUUUUCAGUCACACAUUUAUGACCACAAACCCCAAAUGUGGACUUUUCAAAGGUAAAUAUUCAGUUUUCAGUCACACAUUUGUGAGCACAAACCCCAAAUUUGGCCUUUCCUAAGGUAAAUACACAGUUUUCAGUAACACAUUUGUGACCACAAACCCCAAAUGUGGACUUUCCAAAGGUAAAUACUCAGUUUUCAAUCACACAUUUAUGACCACAAACUCCAAAUGUGGACUUUUCAAAGGUAAAUAUUCAGUUUGCAGUCACACAGUUAUGAGCACAAACCCCAAAUUUGGCCUUUCCAAAGGUAAAUACUCAAGUUUUCAGUCACACAUUUAUGACCACAAACCCCGAAUUUGGGCUUUAAAAAAGGUAAAUACUCAGUUUUCAGUCACACAUUAAUGACCACAAACCCCGAAUUUGGCCUUUCCAAAGGUAAAUACUCAGUUUUAAAUGACACUAAUAUUGUUUUGGGGUGGAUUGCAGUGCUUUAUUUUGUUAGAUUCUACCCGCGUCCUUCAAGAGUCAGAGGCCAUGUCCAUUUAUUCAAAGAAGGUCACAGAUGGAAAUUACAGCGUUGGUCUCAACUGAUCAUCAGCGUGUUACUGCCGUCAAUAAUUCUUCGUUCUUCCUAUAGUCCGUGCAAAACAAAGUCCAUCUGGUCCAGACAAACAUGGUCAUGGUCAAGUCUUCAUGAAGGCGGGGGCGAGUCCAAGGAAUAUUAGUCCGGGUGGCUUCCGGCUUCCUCCCACCUCCAAAGACAUGCACCUGGGGAUAGGUUGAUUGGCAACACUAAAAUUGGCCCUAGUGUGUGAAUGUGAGUGUGAAUGUUGUCUGUGUUGGCCCUGCGAUGAGGUGGGGACUUGUCCAGGGUGUACCCCGCCUUCCGCCCAAAUGCAGCUGAGAUAGGCUCCAGCACCCCCCGCGACCCCGAAAGGGACAAGCGGUAGAAAAUGGAUGGAUGGAUGGUCUCAAUUGUCAGUGAGCAUCCGUCAAUAAGUCUUGGUUCUUCCUGUAGUCCGUGCAAAACAAAGUCCAUCUGGUCCAGACAAACAUGGUCAUGGUCAAGUCUUCAUGAAGGUGGGGGAGAGUCCAAGGAAUUUUAGUCCGGGUGGCUUUUGCACAACAAGGUCAUCAUAAGGGCCACACACUGAAAAAUUAGAGAAUGCGGGGCCAUUUUGAUAUUUUUUGUUUUCAAAACCAACACAAUAUUUAUUGUAACCCUUCGGUCUCCCCUCAAUGUUGGUGAAUAUUAAAGGUCCCAUGGACGCAAAAGGAUCAUUAAAAUGUUAAAAAUAAGUCAUAUAUUGAUGUAUUUAUUUACUUUUUACGCUUAAAUAUCUGUAUAUCAACUUCAGAUAUAUUCGUUGCCAUUACUUUUUUGUAAUAAUUCUUGGUUCUUCCUAUAGUCCAUGCUAAACACAGUCCACCUGGUCCAGACAAACAUGGUCAUGGUCAAGUCUUCAUGAAGGUGGGGGAGAGUCCAAGGAAUUUUAGUCCUGGUGGCUUUUGCACAACAAGGUCAUCAUAAGGGCCACACACUGAAAAAUGAGAGAAUGCGGGGUCAUUUUGAUAUUUUUUGUUUUCAAAACCAACACAAUAUUUAUUGUAACCCUUCGGUCUCCCCUCAAUGUUGGUGAAUAUUAAAGGUCCCAUGGACGCAAAAGGAUCAUUAAAAUGUUAAAAAUAAGUCAUAUAUUGAUGUUUUUAUUUACUUUUUACGCUUAAAUAUCUAUAUAUCAACUUCAGAUAUAUUCGUUGCCAUUACUUUUUUGUAAUAAUUCUUCGUUCUUCCUAUAGUCCAUGCUAAACAGAGUCCAUCUGGUCCAGACAAACAUGGUCAUGGUCAAGUCUUCAUGAAGGCGGGGGCGAGUCCAAGGAAUUUUAGUCUGGGUGGCUUUUGCACAACAAGGUCAUCAUAAGGGCCACACAUUGAAAAAAUGAAAGAAUGCCGGGGCCAUUUUGAUAUUUUUCAUUUUCAAAACCAACACGAUAUUUAUUGUAACCCUUAGGGCUGCCCUCAAUGUUGGUGAAUAUUAAAGGUCCCAUGGACGCAAAAGGAUCAUUAAAAUAUUAAAAAUAAGUCAUAUAUUGAUGUAUUUAUUUACUUUGUACGCUUAAAUAUCUAUAGAUCAACUUCAGAUAUAUUCGUUGCCAUUACUUUUUUGUAAUAAUUCUUGGUUCUUCCUAUAGUUCAUGCUAAACAAAGUCCAUCUGGUCCAGACAAACAUGGUCAUGGUCAAGUCUUCAUGAAGGUGGGGGCGACUCCAAGGAAUUUUAGUCCGGGUGGCUUUUGCACAACAAGGUCAUCAUAAGGGCCACACACUGAAAAAUGAGAGAAUGCGGGGCCAUUUUGAUAUUUUUUGUUUUCAAAACCAACACAAUAUUUAUUGUAACCCUUAGGUAUCCCCUCAAUGUUGGUGAAUAUUAAAGGUCCCAUGGACGCGAA